Messenger RNA from Magallana angulata, 2311 nucleotides. Its product is annotated as slowpoke-binding protein-like. Gene Ontology annotation, molecular function: actin binding; protein kinase activity. The transcript has 14 exons. Lineage: Eukaryota; Metazoa; Mollusca; Bivalvia; Ostreida; Ostreidae. Gene Ontology annotation, biological process: protein phosphorylation. Bases 92 to 1528 code for a protein of 478 amino acids. The record is from RefSeq and is a predicted model, not a curated record.
UUUUCUUUUUUCGGGUUCGGUAUUCAAAUUUUGGCCUUCUAGAAUCAUGUGAUUUGAACGUACAGACGACAAGAAGGCCAUGUAAUUUAAUAUGUCAGAUUUCUUUCAGUAUUUGGAGGACCAUAUUUAUAUCCCAAUUCUAGUCGGCUUGUUUGUGUUGUGUCUGAUCGCCCUCCUGAUCUGGUGGUUAUGUAGGAGAAACAGAGAGCGGUACCUUUACCAACCACUGAACACUCAGGAUGUGGCUCUAUAUGACCGAAUGUACAGCAACCAGAAACAGGCUGCAGAGAAAGAACAGGAAGCGACCUGGAUGAAUGCCCAGUACUACCUGAGGUCUCACCCCCAGUUCAACAGAUUGAAGCAGCUCCCUCAGCUAGGAAGUAGGUCAGAGAAGCAGUGGUUCAAGGUCAGUGAUCAGAACAGAUCGGAGCACCUGCUGACUACACUCCCCCGCCCUGAUAAGUGUCUGCUGGAUCUGGACACUAGAACCAGGAAGAUGCUAAACAGUCUGUUCCAACUCCUGAAGCAUCCGUACAUGUUCGCCAUGACUGAGUUUGACUAUGUUCUAGAUCAGAACUUUGUGGUCAUCAUUCAGCCCCUCUGUCCAAAGGGGUCGCUCAAAGACGUUAUAUAUCAGACAAACUAUGGUACACCAUGGGUCGAAAAAUAUAGAGUCAAAGGGAGAGGUCUAAGAUUGGAGCAAGUGGCUCGGUACGGAAAACAAAUUCUACAGGGUCUCCUGUUUAUGGAACAGAAAGAGUUUCCUCCCCAUGGACACCUGCACACAGGGAAUAUCAUGGUUAACAAUGGAGUGUGCCAAAUCGCAGGUUAUGAGAAUACAUUUAUUGGUUUGAAAUCCAAGCUCUUGGCGAUGGCCAGGAGAAAGUUAAAGGAUCAACCGGAGGCUAUUGAUGUCCUCUCGUUUGGUCACAUUUUGUACGAGAUGUGUGUCGGGACAGAACUCGACUCCCCCCACCCUCAGCCUCAUCACCUUAACAUCAUCAACAACCCAGCUGUGGUGUCAGUGCUGAACUUCAUCUUUGGUGAAGACACGGGUGGAAGAUACCCUUCUCUAACAGAGAUAUCUGAGCUGGCUUUCUUUCAAUCAGUUAACUUGGUGGAGAUGAGCAAGUUCAAUCCCUCUAAGAUUUAUCUAUCAAAAGAAAUGAAAAAAGCCAUAAAAACAGUCAACUCUGGUAAACCCGUAAAAAAGAAAACAAAGAGAACAACCACAAAGGCAGAAAACAUGGAGAGCAAGUCCAAUGUUCCAAGUGGUGGAUCCAAGCCCCCCUCUCCUCCUCCCCCUCCUGGUGGCCCCCCUGUGGUGACCGCACCCCCACCACCCCCACCUCCACCUCCUGUCUUCAGUCCAGGGGGACCCCCUCCGGCUCCCCCGGCCCCGCCCCCACCCCCUCCCCCACCCUCCUCGGGAGGGCCCGGGGGUAGGGCUGCCCUGCUGGGUGACAUCCGGUCAGGGAUUUCCCUCAAGAAAGCUGUUACUAAUGAUAGAAGUGCACCCAAAGUGUAAAGUCAGCUGAGGGAAAGGCUAACUAACUGAGACUGGAAAAUAAAUCAAUGGAUGUGUUCAUGGCUACUCUCUUCCAAAAUUUUAUCAUUGAUUGUCUUUAUAAAAAAAAAAAAACUAUUGCAUUGUUCUUUUAUAAUCUGGUAAAAUUCUGACCCAAGUUCUUCAGCUAUAUGUUCUUUGAUUAAUUAAGCAGUGUGUUCUGAAAUUUACACAUUGAUCCCCCUGUAGAAAAGUGAAUUUUGUUGUUAUUUACAUGUAAUACAUGCAAGUAUUAUGUUGUUGAUUUUAAAGUUUUAACUUUUGUUUUCCAAUUAACAAACUGUUUUAGCCCCUGCAAUAUGUUGGUUUAUAAUGUUGUGCAAUAUACCUUUGUUAUGUGUUGUGAUUGAUAUCUGUGUAUGGUGAGGUGAAUACAUUCAGAGCUGCAUAUACAUGUACAACAGUUUACUUGGUGCAGAUUUUUUUCUACCAAAGGUUUUAUUUUAGUGUUAUUUACACCAAGAAAUGAUAUACUCAUAGACAGGUCUGCCUGUGUGGGUGCUUUAGAAGAGCUGUUAUCCUUGUUUUUGUGAUUUUGUUUUAGUGUAUGAAUCUGUGUCUGAUGGUUAAUGUAAUCCUUAUUGAUUGACGGUGUUGUUUUAGGUUGUAUUUUGUUAAACCAUCAAGUGCCAAUACUGUGAUGCUAUAUAAUGAUAAUGAAUGAACUGUUACAUAUCAAUGACUGUUUAUACCAAAUCAAAUGAUAUAAAUCAAAAUAAAAGGCAUGUACAAAUGAACACAAAA